UAGUAUUGCUAGUAGUAGUAUUUGAGAGAGCCAGGAAUUCGAUCGAACCCAACAGCAACGGCUAUCGACGACGAAUCGCGUUGCAACGGUCGUCUUCUUUAGUCAGCCCUCAGUUGUCGGAGGAGUCGCACGGUUGAUUCAUUUUCCGAGCGUACGUUCGAAUUGAUACGGUCAAAAGUGCCUCAGUGCGGCUUACAACGGGCGUGAAUUUCAAACUCUUGUAGUAACCGUUCGUGGAAACAGUGGAAAUAUACGGCAGUGAUUAAGUGAUUCGAAAAAAGUCCAAUUUGUUUUGAGUAUUUCUGCGUAUCGCAUUCUGCCACCCACUGGUCCCCAAGGACCGGUUAAUUCGAUUGAAGUAAGUUUUCGUGUUCGAUUCUCGGAAGAAGUCAAAUCAAUUAAUUAAUCCCCUAUCCUGCAAAACAAGGCUGAGUGAAAAGUGAGCUAACGUCCGACAAGGCGUAGAGUGCAUGAAGAUAGUGACGAAUGUUCAGAAGCACAAAUCAUAACAGCGAUGCUUGUGUCGAUAUGACAUGUGGUGCGGAAAGUAGCAAAACAACAGCAAGAGACUGAGAAAGUGAGUUCAUCAAAUUGCACCAAAGUAUUACUUCACUGGGCUCCCAUCGUGUAUGUGCAAUCAAAAAGUUCGAUAAGUUGUAGAGUUGUAGAGUUGGGGAGUAGGGCAAGAGUGAUUAUUGCAGCUUCGACUGGAUCGGUGGCCGUGGCACACAGGAGAAAAAAAAAGAAAAAGUGCAACCAUUGUGGGUGUGAAGUAACGGAGAGUGGGUUGCCCAAGAAAGGUACCCUUCGAGAAGAAUAGAGUGUGACGAGAUACGCGACUAAGAAAUUAAAUGUGCUCAAUCUGCUGCGUAAUCGACGCCACAACACAGCUUUUUUCCGUGCGCACCUCAAUCAACUGCACUUAGCUAGCGCUCCCAAGGCUUUAAGAUUCUGCGAGUAGUAAAACUGCAUCUUUGAGAGCUAGUGGAACUCGCGCAAAACAAACCCUGCACAGCUGCAACCAUGUUGGAUCGUGGACCCGUUCAGCUGGAUAACGACAAGUGUCGUCGCGAGCGGGAUACACACCUGUCCGGAUCCCGGCUGGAUCUCGCCACCAUAUGUGGGCAACGGAACGCCUCGAGGGCCGGCAGAAUGGUCGAUUCACAUGGCAACGCGCUGCCACCGCUCAGCCCCUCCAGCAACAACAACUCAUCUUCGUCGACGGCGGCCAGCGAAAUCGACCAGAAGCUGUUCCCUAUGACCCCAAGUGAGGCGAUAAAAUACUACGGAAACCGACUGACAGAUUACGAGAAGCAGGAAAUCGAGAAGUAUCCAGAAGUCUACUUCCUAGGUCUCGAAUCCAACAAAAUCAAUGCAAAGCAGGGGACUGCGCUCAAUUCGGGCUACGAUGAUGACAAUGGCAGUUACAACAAAAUUCUCCGCGAUCACAUUGGCUACCGGUACGAGGUGCUCGAGGUGAUCGGCAAGGGUAGCUUCGGUCAGGUGAUCCGGGCGCUGGACUACAAAACCAACCAGCAUGUCGCCAUCAAAAUUAUCCGCAACAAGAAACGCUUCCACCACCAGGCUCUGGUCGAGGUACGGAUACUGGACGAGUUGCGCAAGAAGGAUGCGGACGGGUCGUACAACGUCAUACACAUGCUGGACUAUUUCUAUUUCCGCAAUCAUCUGUGCAUCAGUUUCGAGCUGAUGAGCCUGAAUCUGUAUGAACUCAUCAAGAAGAACAACUACCAAGGAUUCAGUUUGAGCCUCAUCCGAAGAUUCUGCAAUUCGAUAGUCAAGUGUCUCCGAUUGCUGUACCAGGAGAACAUUAUUCACUGUGAUUUAAAACCCGAGAAUGUUCUACUCAAACAGCGGGGCAGCAGCCUGAUUAAGGUCAUCGAUUUCGGCAGCUCGUGUUAUUCGCAUCGCAAAGUAUACACCUACAUCCAGUCCCGCUUCUACCGGUCGCCGGAAGUCAUCCUGGGACUGUCGUACGGAACACCCAUCGAUAUGUGGAGUUUAGGAUGUAUACUGGCCGAACUGUACACCGGAUAUCCGCUGUUCCCCGGAGAGAACGAAGUGGAGCAAUUAGCGUGUAUCAUGGAAGUUUUGGGCGUUCCACCCGAUGAUCUCAUCAAUACUGCCACCCGGAGAAGGUUGUUUUUCGAUUCGAGAGGCAUUCCACGGUGCAUAACCAAUUCCAAGGGACGCAAGCGAAAACCGGCCUCGAAAACGAUCUCACAGGCACUCCGCUGCAAUGACACCGUGUUCAUCGAUUUCGUCAGCAAAUGCCUGGAGUGGGACCCAAAGAAGCGCAUGACACCGGAGGAGGCAGCGCGCCACGAGUGGCUCCAGCCGAGCGCAUCCUCCACGUACGUCUCGUCAAAAUCCAAGGAAAACAGUGAUAAUCAGCUCAGCUACAUGCAGAAACUGCAACGAUCUCAGCCACAGACACCAAAUACAAUCCUUCCGGAGAUUAAAACUCCCUCCAACCGGCAGCGCUUCGUCAAGGAGCGAGUCAAAGCAACAGAUCUCGAAACAGCACAACAGCAGUACUCGAUGCACCGACUAUAUCACGCCCGCAAGACGACACUCAACGCCGCCAACAACAACAGCAGCAGUAGUAUCAACAUCAGCAACAGUGGAGCCAACAAUAACAACAAUAUCAACAACAACAACAAUCACAGCACCAGCAAUCAGACAAUAAACUCGAGCUCCAAGUAUCCCUCGAGUCAUCAUGUCGGCCACCAUCAUCACCACGGAGCGAUGCCCCACUCGCAGAGCACCGGUGACGUGUCGGCCAUUUUCGGACGCGCAUGACACGACACCCUCAGCAUGGCGAAGGACACCAGCAAGCUCAUCAGCAUGAUCUAGAGAGCGUCAAUCGUCACGAUCUUUACUGUCUAUAUAAUACUGGAGUGCUAGUUUGUAACCCUCCCAAAGGGGAGACCUUAACUGUGAAUAGUUUGUAGCGACAUGUACAGUGCCUCAUGGGCAAUGAACAUGAUAGGAACAUGAGCUAAUCAUUAUCUGUAGUCCUCAGAGAGUCAAUAAUCUUCCUCCCACUGCCUUCCACCCUAAGACGUGAAACAAGAACGAAGGUAUCUUUCCAGGCGAGAGGGCCUUUAGGUGUAGACCUGUAGAUAUGAAUUAGAUUCCACGGAAAAGUGUAAAUCAUCCUCAGAUAGAAUUUGGGCUCUCUCUAGUCGAUUAUGGACAAAUCUGUUAAAAUUCGAAUUAGUUUUGAAAUCCUUGUUCGCUUGUUCGUUGUUUUUGGGUGUCAUGACAUAGCAUCUGCUCGGUAUUUACCAGAAACCGAACAUAUAGUCCAGAACGGGUCAAACUCAGCGAAUUCGAUAUGUUCCAAUAGUCCACACCGAUUUGUAGUUCACAAAUCGAACACAUUCCGUGCAAUAUCUCUUGUAGUGAAGACAUAGGCAGCAGCGGCUCGUGGUUUUGUAUUCAUAGACAUCGCUCUUUCAUCCUUGUUUUCGGUUCAUUCGGAAAAUAACAAUAAUAUGGCAUGAAACUCAAAGGAAACGAAUCAAUGCAAAAAGCCGCACAGAUGGUCCUGUUCAUAGGCGGCAGCAGAGCCCCACCAAAACUAUCGAAACUCCCAAACACUGAUCAUGUAACCUGUUAGUGCUGUAAUACUCCCAUACUCCAACUCGACAGGGACUCAUUUGACUUGAAAAAAUGAACCGAUUGUUACGGAUCGCCUGGUUUAGCGGUUUAUUAGUCGUUUAUAGUGAGAGAGUAGAGGUCAGACCAAUUGUAACGAACAAAUUAAACAAAAGCUAAGAUUCAUAAUUAAUAAUAUCAAAAUAUCAGAUAGCCAGAAGUCGAAGUUGAGAUAUGUAUAAUUCAACCAUCGAGACGGUAUGUGUAAAUGUAUAGUGUGACUGACUUUUAACAAUAUAAUAUACUACGCAUAAGGUAAUUGUAAUUUAUUGUUUAGUGACAGUGAGAAUCAGAGAUAAAAUACAUAAUCAGCAGUAAGACCAAGUGAUCCAUAGUAUGUAGUGGAAGAACAAAAUGAUUCGGAUUGUUUCGUUGAUUAUAGUUAAUUCAAGACUCCUCAGCAUGAAUUCGAUCGAAAUGUAACCCAAGAACCAAAACAAACAUCAGCGAAAGAAAUCCUGCGCUGAACGAUUUAGAAAUUUAUCAAAAAUUAUUAAAUUGUAGUCACCGCUAAAUUUCCAAAGCAUUAUUAAAACAACAUACUUUUCCAGGCAAAUCUAUGGUUGGGCUGACAUCGCUUAAUUAUUAUGCAAAAAAAAAAAAGGAACGCAAAAAUUGUACGGUUUAUUCUUAUAUAUGGAAACAUUAUUUUAUGUACCUUCUUGACAACUAGCAAAGCAGAAUGGAAAUAAAAAUUUUAAUUCCUUAUUACCAACGAG
Messenger RNA from Toxorhynchites rutilus septentrionalis, 4400 nucleotides. It is a transcript of the gene Dyrk2, whose product is annotated as dual specificity tyrosine-phosphorylation-regulated kinase 2. Gene Ontology annotation, biological process: peptidyl-threonine phosphorylation; peptidyl-serine phosphorylation. NCBI's taxonomy places the organism in Eukaryota, Metazoa, Arthropoda, Insecta, Diptera, Culicidae. The transcript has 10 exons. The record is from RefSeq and is a predicted model, not a curated record. Gene Ontology annotation, cellular component: nucleus. Bases 1024 to 2820 code for a protein of 598 amino acids. Gene Ontology annotation, molecular function: ATP binding; protein serine/threonine/tyrosine kinase activity; protein serine/threonine kinase activity.